AUGUCUGAAGAGAUGACGCUCGAUCGGAUGGCAACGUGCGAACUGGCACAAGCCCAAGUCAAGUUCAUUUUUGUUGGGGAAAUCAACGACUCCCUUAAAACCGCUAUCAAUAAUUAUCUCUCCAGAAACCACUUAGAAGUCUUUAUGGUCGAUCAAACAUAUCAAAACACACUAAAAUAUCUUGGAACGGAUUUUACUUUAUCAAUCAACACGUGUGAUAAUAAAGAAAGAAAAACUAUCAACACAUCAUUUUUCAGAGGAACUUCUGAGAUAUUUCUGGUGUACUGCCCAGAGAAGGAAGAGGGGAAAAUGCUGGAAUGCUGGCUUAAAGAAGUCAAACGAUAUACAGAAGACAUCCCGCGUAAGUUCAUUGCACUUAAAAAGACAAAGCCCGACGGAACAACGCUGGCAAAUUUAAAUGACAUCGAACAGGUUGUGCUUGACCCAAAUAACGAGGAAAGUUGCUACAUGGCCAUCAACAAGGAGGUCGAAACAGCACUUUUGUCAGAUGUCAACUUUGAAAUGACACUAGAGAAUCCAAUGCUCCCUGACGAGGAAGAGCCAAGACGAAAGUCGCAGUGUUGUGUUGUUGUAUAA
This is a messenger RNA of Entamoeba invadens IP1, 597 nucleotides long. RefSeq lists its product as hypothetical. The coding region runs from base 1 to 597 and encodes 198 amino acids. NCBI's taxonomy places the organism in Eukaryota, Evosea, Mastigamoebida, Endamoebidae. The transcript is spliced from 2 exons. The record is from RefSeq and is a predicted model, not a curated record.